Branchiostoma floridae (Florida lancelet) is the source of this 5720-nucleotide messenger RNA. Its product is annotated as ribosomal protein S6 kinase alpha-3-like. The record is from RefSeq and is a predicted model, not a curated record. The transcript is spliced from 24 exons. Lineage: Eukaryota; Metazoa; Chordata; Leptocardii; Amphioxiformes; Branchiostomatidae. Gene Ontology annotation, molecular function: ATP binding; magnesium ion binding; ribosomal protein S6 kinase activity. The coding region runs from base 182 to 2404 and encodes 740 amino acids. Gene Ontology annotation, biological process: protein phosphorylation; intracellular signal transduction.
CCCAGCCUCGCUCUCAUCCUCCUUCCGGUCGCUCGCCAUUUUGAAAGACUCCGGUCUGCCUGCAGAACCCCAGAUCUUCUCUUUUUUUACCUGAAAAACUCGCGGAUUUCUCGGCGUCAUUUCCUUCCAAUUCCAGUGGAGUUACUGGGUGCACGGUGGGGAGGGGGAAGACGCUGUCGUCAUGCCAUUGGCGCAGUACGCAGACCCGUGGCAGAAGAUGCCCAUGAAGGAAGAGGCGGAGGGUGGCGCUGGGAGCACGGAAGAUAUGCUGGUCGACGACAACGAAGAAAAACAGGACCAGGAGCACAAUGUGACGGAAUAUGAGAUCAUCAGUGUUGCUGCGGAUGGGAAGGAGAAGGCCAGUCCGAGUCAGUUUGAGCUUCUGAAGGUGUUGGGACAAGGCUCCUUCGGAAAGGUGUUCCUGGUGAGGAAAAUCCAUGGCCACGAUGCAGGGACCCUCUACGCCAUGAAGGUGCUGAAGAAAGCCACCUUAAAAGUGAGGGACCGUAUGCGGACCAAGAUGGAACGAGACAUCCUGGUUGAUGUGAACCACCCCUUCAUUGUCAAGAUGCACUAUGCAUUUCAGACGGAAGGCAAGCUGUAUCUCAUCCUGGACUUCCUGAGGGGCGGUGACCUCUUCACAAGGCUCUCCAAGGAGGUGAUGUUUACUGAAGAAGAUGUGAAGUUCUACCUGGCUGAGCUAGCCCUGGCCCUGGACCAUCUCCACUCCCUGGGCAUCAUCUACAGGGACCUCAAGCCAGAGAAUAUUCUUUUGGAUGCAGAUGGACAUAUCAAGCUUACAGAUUUUGGCCUGAGCAAGGAGGCUAUUGAGGACAAGAAAGCAUACUCCUUCUGUGGUACAGUAGAGUACAUGGCCCCUGAAGUGGUGAACAGGAGGGGACACAACCAUACUGCUGACUGGUGGUCGUACGGAGUCCUUAUGUUUGAGAUGCUGACUGGUGCCUUACCAUUCCAAGGACAGAAUAGGAAGGAUACGAUGACAAUGAUUCUCAAGGCCAAGCUGGGCAUGCCCCAGUUCCUGAGUCCUGAAGCACAGAGCCUGCUGAGGAUGCUGUUCAAGAGGAACCCACAGAACAGACUAGGUGCAGGUGCGGACGGGGUAGAAGAGAUCAAGAGGCAUAAUUUCUUCGCCAGUAUCGACUGGGAGAAACUGUUGAAGAAGCAGGUGCCGCCACCUUUCAAACCGGCCGUGACUCGGGACGAGGACGCAUUCUACUUCGACACAGAAUUCACAUCCAGGACGCCCCGAGAUUCCCCAGGAGUUCCCCCCAGUGCCACUGCCCAUGAGCUGUUCAGGGGCUUCAGCUUUGUCGCCCCCUGUCUGUUGGAUGAAGUAACGCAGGGACAGGUUCAGCAGCUAGACAAGGUCAAGGAAAUACAACGGCGUCCGCUUGGGAAGACAACAGCCUUCACAGACGAAUAUGAGAUUAAGGAGGACAUUGGUCUUGGCUCCUACUCAAUUUGCAAAAGAUGUCUCCACAAGAGUUCUGGUCAAGAAUAUGCAGUAAAGAUCAUUGACCGAACAAAGCGGGACCCUGCAGAGGAGAUUGAGAUCCUCCUUCGCUAUGGCAACCACCCCAACAUCAUCACUCUCAGAGAUGUGUACGAGGCAGGUAACCAGGUGUACCUGGUGACAGAGCUGAUGAAGGGAGGAGAGCUGCUGGACAAGAUCCUCAGACAAAAGUUCUUCUCUGAGCGGGAAGCCAGUGCUGCCCUGCAGACCAUCACCUCAGCCGUCGACUUCCUACACAAGAAAGGGGUGGUCCAUCGUGACCUGAAACCCAGCAAUAUUCUUUACGCCGACGACUCCGGUUCCCCCGAGUCCUUGCGGAUCUGUGACUUCGGCUUUGCCAAACAGCUGAGGGCUGAGAACGGGCUCCUGAUGACGCCCUGCUACACCGCCAACUUCGUAGCUCCAGAGGUUCUGAAGAGACAGGGUUACGAUGCUGCUUGUGACAUCUGGAGUCUGGGAGUUCUUCUCUACACCAUGUUGUCAGGGAGGACACCGUUUGCCCACGGUCCCAACGACACGCCGUCAGACAUCCUGGGCAGGAUAGGGGAGGGCAGGUUUAGUCUGGAGGGGGGGAACUGGGACACUGUGUCUCCUCUUGCCAAGGAAAUAGUGCGGCUGAUGCUCCAUGUGGACCCCCACAAGCGCCCGACUGCAUCUCAGGUCCUGAACCACCGCUGGAUCUCCCAGAGGGAGACCCUCUCCUCCGACCACCUCAAGCUGUCGCACCAAGACAUACGACAAGUCAAGGGCGCGAUGGCUGCCACCUACUCUGCCCUCAACACCUCCCCAAAGAUGACCCUGGAUCACAUAGGAGCGUCCAAACUGGCGCAGAGAAGAGGCGUGAAGAAACUAGGCUCUACUGCGCUAUAGGGCUGUCACCGCCACCGUCACCGCCGCAUUCAUCAUGUUUCUGUUGUAGUUACGUACAACACUCUUCACUUAAAAAGCUGGAAUUUGAAAAAUUGAAUGAACUUAAUAGUCAAACUGGGCUCCCUGGCACAAAAGGACCGUCACCACCACUUGCAUGUCCCUGUCAUAGUACAAUACUUUUUAUUUUAGAAACAGUAAUUUGUCAAAUUUGAUCAACAUUGAAGUCAAACUGAGCUUUACCCCACUAUGCGACCGUCACCACCAAUUUCAUAAUUUUUUUUUUUUUCAAACUGUAACUGAAAAGCAAUUUGGCGUGGUAGGUAAAAAACACUUGUUGGGAUGAAGGUCUAUUCAGAUGAUUCAAAGAUGUGUUUUUCCCAUCUUUUUGUCAGUAUGUCAUGCAAAGGGAGGUUUGGGAAGUUGCUUGUUAAUUCAAGGUGGACUUGAAAAGCCUUUUCUCAAUCAAAUAUUGCACAGCAGACCUAGAUCUUAAUACAUUGACUUGUCACACUGCAAGAGAAUAUUAAGACUUUUAAAGCCUGUCUUUCGCUGUUCAGGAAAAAAAAAAUCAUACUAAAAUGCAAAUGGAUAUUCAACACUUUUGAAACAGGGAAUUUUUUCUAAAAGACAUCCUAAAAAUGUUAGUGCCAAACAGUGGACUCGCUUUUCAAAUAUGGCAUCUGACAUAGGCUUGGUUCUAAAAUCUUGAUGCAUUUUCAGAAUCCGUGUAUGGUGGUAAAAUAUUGAAUGAACAUAUUGUAUAGUUAACAACUGGUGCAAACGGUUAAUCUCUAUUGUUGAUAUCAUUGCUUCUUAGAAAGACAAAUUGUUGAACUCGGAAUGCAGGCUGUUAUUACUGAAUGGCUUGAUAGAAAGGGACGAGUGAUUUAAUGGUUUCAGAUAGUGCAGAUACUGCUUAAAGGUUGUUACAUAUCAGUUAGCCCUUAAGGUGGAGCAGGAGUAGAAUAAGUUAACAAUAGCUUUUUCUUCACUGAUUUUGUUAUCUUUACCAACCUACAUGUAUGUCUUUGAAGUAUUUUUCUUUCCUUUAAGAAAUUCAGCUUAGAUUUGAUAGUUGAAAGUACACAUAUUCUAAAUAACAGUGUUUGAAUUAAACAUAGUGAAGCAUUAUACAUGUGUAAGCCCUCAGCUGAAAGUAAUGGCAAUGUUCUUGCAUUUGAUAUGAAUCCCUUCUUUCUUAUACAAUUGACAAUGCUGAAAAAACAAAGUUGCAACCAGAAAAGACUGUCUUUAACAUUCAGUAUUGUUAAAUUGUUUGCUGAUGUCAUCAGGGAAUUUAUCACAAUCCUUAUCUGUCAAAAAUCUUAACAAUGAGGAACUUGAAAUGGUUUUCAAAAGUCAAAUUGGCAUUAGGCUCUUCUGUUAAACAGUUAACUGUCAAAGUCGUCAUUGAGACAGGAAAACUUUUCAAAGAAUAUGAAAUAUUUCAUCAGUUUAUUAGAAUGUUGAAGAAACUUUCACAAAUGUGGCGCUACAGAGUAACCAUCCAAAUGUGGUCUAAGAUGAUAUAAAAUUGUCAUGACUAAGGCAGUAUUUAGUGAACAAAUAAUCUGACAUUCAUUUUAAUUUUUUUGUUUAAAUCAUUUAUGUUCCAGCUACUAAUAGAGUCUAAUAUGAAUACUACUUCUUGUUAGAGUAAAGGUUUCGAGAAAAGUAAACUUCCACAAAUGGUGGCGGAGUUCAUCUUAGACUAAUCUUUCACAUUAAAGUAAAGGAAUCCAGGUUGAGUUGAUAAACUAUUGGCAUGAUUUGUUUAAAAAAGUUACAUGUAUGUCCCAAAUCCCCAUUGUAUAUGCACUUUAUAGUGUUUAUGCCUAAAAUCCUGUGACUAGUUUUUGUCUUAGCUGACAAAAGCUGAAAAUAUCAUUUUGCUCAGAAAUUUCUUGGAAUAGGAAAGAGGGUUGACAAUCAUAGUGCACUUCUUUUUUUCACACAAACACAUUUCUGUGUUUUCUCUCUUUACAAAUUACAUGUAGGUAGACAAGGGGGUAUCAUUCAGUAGUGCUCAAAGGGGUUGGGUGAUUGGUACAUUAUAUAUAUAUAGUUAAAUGUCAAUUGUAUACUAUUUCCAAGUGAAAAAAUAUGGAAUUAUUUUUUGCUACUGUGUUAGUGUGAGAAGGUGUAUAUGUGAUUGUAUGUGCUAGUGUAUGGACAGGUUAGUGUUUCCCUUUUAUAGGCCAGAGCUGUUGGUAUUAUGAAAUGAAUUGCUGCCUUUAUCAAAUAUAGGGAAUUGAGAGCUGGCCACACCAAAUCAUUACCUUGGUUCUCUGUCGUUUCAAAGCAGAAAGUAAGGAAAAGGUCAUGAUAAAAACACAGACCUGGGGGAGAAAACUUGAAUCUGAUUAUAGUGUUCUCUGACGAUUCAAAGCAGAAAGUAAAGAAGAGAGCAAACUCUCCAAGAAGCUGUAAAGGCACUUAAUUUCCCCUCAUGUUUGUUUUCAUACUGAUCUUCAGUCUAGAAUCAGCAUUUACUUCAAAUUUUGAGAACCAAGAAAUUCAAUUUGGUGUGGCCUUAUCAAAUAUAGGGAAUUGACAGAUUGAAUGCUCUACAACAUAUAUAUAUAUCAUGGUAUCUUGUAACAAAGGUAUUUCUAAAAAAAAUGAGAAAAAAAGCUUAUAUUGGUCAGUUACUGUAAUGGUAUACAAAAGCAUUACCUACAUGUACACUUCGUUAGAGUCAAGUUUCUGAUUUUUCACAGCAUAAUUGGGAACUUUAUACAUGUAACUUGUCUACAAGGCAUAUUAGAAAGCUGGUACUAUGUUAUAGUUUGUAUAUGUGUGUGGUCUAAUGGUCUAAUGCUGUUACAUACUGUGUUGCAGGCACAUUCUUGAAUUCGUUUUGUAUCGUCAUAAGGCCAUACCAAUUUAGGUCCUUGGUUCUCGCACACAUUUUUAUCAAAGUACGAAUUUAGCAAGAGGAUAGGAUGAAAACAGGGCUGGGAAGAGAACUUAAAUCUGACUCCUCUCUUCAUAUUAAUCUGCCAAUUCAGCAUAUCUUUUUGAAAUAUGGGAACCAACGGAUUAAAUUGGUGUGGCCUGCGUGUAACUGUAACCCAAAUUAUCGUCUGAACCGUGUAUUUGGAACCUGUACGCAUAUCUGAUGUCUGAUGUAGUCUGCUUUUCUUGCAACUUGCGCUGCUUUGUUUAAUGUUGUUGUUACUCUACCACGUGAUUGUUAUAAUAAAAAAAGGAGAGGGGUUCUUUCAUAUUAGUAUCUAGAUGGUUGUUCGGUAUAAUCUAUUCAAAUAAAGUACAGUGGUAGGUACAAAGAAAAUAAAGGGGGUUGCAUAAUAUA